CGCGGGCGUCAGCUGACUGUUCCGUCGCCACCGCAGCUGCUGCCGAGACCGGGUCGGGCUGCCGCCGCCGCCGCCGCCGCCGCCGCCGCCGCCGCCGCCGCCAUGGCUCAAUACAAGGGCGCCGCGAGCGAGGCCGGCCGCGCCAUGCACCUGAUGAAGAAAAGGGAGAAGCAGCGCGAGCAGAUGGAGCAGAUGAAGCAGCGCAUCGCGGAGGAGAACAUCAUGAAAUCCAACAUUGACAAGAAGUUCUCUGCACACUACGAUGCAGUAGAGGCAGAGCUCAAGUCCAGCACCGUGGGUCUGGUGACCCUGAACGACAUGAAGGCCAAGCAGGAGGCGCUGGUGAAGGAGCGGGAGAAGCAGCUGGCCAAGAAGGAGCAGUCCAAGGAGCUGCAGCUGAAGCUGGAGAAGCUGCGAGAGAAAGAGCGCAAGAAGGAGGCCAAGCGGAAGAUCUCCAGCCUGUCCUUCACCCUGGAGGAGGAAGAAGAGGGGGCCGAGGAGGAGGAGGAGGUAGCCAUGUAUGAGGAGGAGCUGGAAAGGGAAGAGAUCACCACGAAGAAGAGAAAACUGGGGAAGAACCCAGAUGUGGACACAAGCUUUUUGCCUGAUCGAGACCGUGAGGAGGAAGAGAAUCGGCUUCGGGAAGAGCUGCGGCAGGAGUGGGAAGCCAAGCAGGAGAAGAUCAAGAGUGAGGAGAUUGAGAUCACCUUCAGCUACUGGGACGGCUCUGGGCACCGGCGGACAGUCAAGAUGAGAAAGGGCAAUACCAUGCAGCAGUUCCUGCAGAAGGCGCUGGAGAUCCUCCGGAAAGACUUCAGCGAGCUGAGGUCCGCAGGGGUGGAGCAGCUCAUGUACAUCAAGGAGGACUUGAUCAUCCCGCACCAUCACAGCUUCUACGACUUCAUCGUCACCAAGGCACGGGGGAAGAGUGGGCCGCUCUUCAACUUUGACGUUCACGAUGAUGUUCGAUUGCUCAGUGACGCCACCGUGGAGAAGGAUGAGUCGCAUGCAGGCAAGGUGGUGCUGAGGAGCUGGUAUGAGAAGAACAAGCACAUCUUCCCUGCCAGCCGCUGGGAGCCCUACGACCCGGAGAAGAAGUGGGACAAGUACACGAUCCGCUGAGCGUCUGGGAGGCUAUGUGGCCUCACCUCUUCAGCUCCCUCAGUGUGCCCCACGAUGUCUCGGGACCCCAGGCACCCGCUCCCUUGCUACCAUGCCAGGCACACUGGGAGGAGGGUGGCAGCUGCUCGUGUCCUGCCCUCGGCACGCCAGUGACCGCCUUAUUCUUUUACAAUAAAGAAGUGCACAUGUCAGAGCUGGAGCGCCUGCAGUGUGAGACACCGCACUUUCUUUCAAA
This is a messenger RNA of Callithrix jacchus (white-tufted-ear marmoset), 1357 nucleotides long. It is a transcript of the gene FAM50A, whose product is annotated as family with sequence similarity 50 member A. NCBI's taxonomy places the organism in Eukaryota, Metazoa, Chordata, Mammalia, Primates, Cebidae. Gene Ontology annotation, cellular component: nucleus. Gene Ontology annotation, biological process: chromatin organization. The record is from RefSeq and is a predicted model, not a curated record.